UUCCUCAGAUCAUGUCAAGCGAAGGCCACUCUGAAGCAUCGGCGGGAUCUUCAGAGCCUGGUUUGCCUCGGGCCAAGUUUUCCAAUCAUUUGUACCACGAUACCGAAGAGAAAUUCCCUUUACUUUCAUCGGCAUCUCGUAUAAGGUCGCCAGGGCUCGCAGCAUGGAAGGAGUCGCCGCAAUCCCCAGGUCAGCAAGAUGUUAUCUACGACACCUAUGUUUCACUGGCGCCUGCGCAUAAAUCGAGUCUGCCAGGUCGAAAACGCCGGAUUCCGUCAUCGCACCUGGCGAGAGAGCCCCUUUCCAGUCCACUGAAGCGACGAAAAACUGCUCCGCCAGCUACCAACAGUGAUUCAGCGCAAUGGAAUUCGGAGAGUCUAUUAGGAGACGAAGACAAUCGACCGAGUUCCGCGAGAUAUGCGGAUGACGAACAGUCGCCCUCGCCUUCUCGACCGCUCUCGACCUAUAAACGGCGGAUUCGGUUGCUCCCUUCAAAAGGCUAUUAUUCCGACCAAUACCGUCAUCUGCUGAACCAGGAGAUCACGCGUGCCGCAAAUCCGUUCGCAGAUUUCGAUAUCCGUGGGCUGAAACCAUCUCGAAUUGGCGCAACUACAUGGUCUGCGGCAGAAAAGGCGGCCUUCUUCAAGGCUCUGGAGUUGAAAGGCCGAAGAAAUUUGCCCGAGAUUGUUAAGAUUGUGAAUCUCGUCAAACAACAGCAAGAUUUCGAAGAGUAUUCGGACUCCGACUCCACGACUCCCCCAUCCGAAUCCAACGGCCAACGGGUGCCCCCGCAAAAUAUUUCUCUUAAUGUUCGAGAUGAGUCUACGGGAGGGCAGGAUGAUUAUGCGAGCGGCCAGUCUACCGACGAACAUUCCACCCAUCCUGAUAUCGGGCUCAAUAACACCGGCAAAGGGAAGAGGAAAGAGCGCUCACGAGAAGGAGAUGGUUCGAACGUGGACGGGCGUGAUAGCGAGCUAGGGGAUACCAUCAAAGACGGGGGGAACCAACGCGGAAUUGAAAAAGACAGGUCUCGCCUAAACUCUUGGGUUCAUCAGCUGCAACAACACACCGGGACCGAGAAGGAUGCGAAUCAGGGCAAUGAAACCCGCACCGACGAAGAACAUUCCUACGACGCCGACACGGAGGGUUAUUGGGCAACAUACCCAGCAACCGAUGUCUCUUCCUCGGAUGAGAGUUGGAAAUUAUACAACGACGGUGUUGGAGAAGCAACAGGCAAAAACCCUUUCGAGUGCGAGAGCUACGCACAGUUUCUAGAAUCCUGGCUUCGGACCGUACAUGUGGACCCACUUGCGGAUGAUCUCAAACCACUUUGGGAGGAGGUCGACGACAUCCUGCUUCCAUAUCGUGAUCUUCCAGCGGCGUUCGAGAUGAACGGGAUUGCCGAAGAUGCCUUAGACCGUGCCGCGGAGAGUCUGCAGGUCCGUGUUUGGCAUAAAGAGCGAAAGGACGAGAUCAAGAAGUAUGGCGAUGUUGCUGUUUUGACAUCCGACAUUGCGGCAGAGAUCGAGGGUUUGAUGCCGAGCGAGAAUGCACGGAUGCGAGCGGAGAUGAAUGAGGAGGAAGUUGGCGAAGACGGUGUUCUGGGUGCAGCUUCAUGGGCUCGUGGAGAAUACUGGCUCCCGCAAACCUUGGAACAGGCGAAGUCCUACGCUCAGGAAGGGCGAACAUUGUUGGAUAAGAUUCCUGCCGCGAGAGUACUUAACCUUCAACGAUUUCUAGAAUUGUCCCGGAACGUCUUCAUGAACCCGAGAAGGGAGAUAGAAAUCUGCAAUUGGCGGGAAGUUGCACAAGGAGAUGAAGAACCGUCGAUCUUGUAUUCGGCCUUUGAAGACUUUUCCCGGGUGGUCCUCAUGAUCACCAAACGAGUGGUUCAGGCGGCGAUAUACAGAGCUCGGGAGCGCAUAGCUCAGUUCAGACCGGCGGACACCAAGAGCUACAAACCAUGCAUCCGCAAGGAAGACGUGUGGGAUGCUCUCGACCUGGUCGGCAUGGAUGCAAAGCGGGACUGGCAGGACAAAUAUCGCAAUAAAUACUGGCUCAACUUACCUCGCCGCUGCGGGUUGGUGGUGUACUGGCGGACUGCCGACAUGCACAGCAAGUCCCUCAGCAAGCCAUUGACAGACGAUCAGGUCGCGGUGGCUUUGCGCAGUACCAGGAAAAGAAUCCCCGAUCCACGGCUGGACUACCGAAAUCAACUCCCGAAGAAAAAACGACGAAGCUCAAGAGUUCGACGGCGAGAUACCCCAGACCAUUACACCGAAUUCAUUGUCCCUGGGACAAUCCAACGAUUGCACGACUUGUAUCCUGACGAGAACGACGUUCGAGUCCAUCCAGCUGCGCCGUCGGGGGCGCCACCCGCGCCACAGUACGGGUUUUCUGGCCCUCCAUUCUUGCCGGGAGAUCCGGAUCCGGACACGAUGUCUGACAUCGAGGAGACUCAUGCGUCCGAACCAUCCGACAUGAACUCGGAUACCCAAGCCAACAUCCACGACAACGAGGAGUCUCACCGAGAACAGCAACACCUCCUGGAACUACUGCAAAUCCGCCCGGAGCUGCAUCCCUCGCCACAGGAGUUCCACCCGCCAUCGGAACCGAUAAUCACCGAGAAGACAGAGGAAGAUUUUCGUUUGGAUGACUGGUACCAUCGCACUGCCUACAAGGCCGAGUGGGAGCGACGAUGGCGGGGAAGGCGGCUUGGUUCAACGUCCGACACGGGUCCGUCGGUUCAUGAGAGAGAUACGAGUGAAGAGAGGGGGUUGCGGAGGAGGAAUAAGGCAGCGGAGCUUUCAUCCGCUCCUUCGACCCCUUCGGGAUGGGCUAGGUCAGCAUCCUCGACUGUCGUUACGCCAAGAAGAAGAAGGAGAAGAGUGUCGACAAGCGUGACUGAAGAGAGAGUCCUGCCCAGCAUCGAGCAAGGAUCCGGUGACCUUAACUCGGACAGCGACGAAUCAAUGCUGGAGGCAACGAGUCAAGUUGUAACUCCGAGAUCGUUGUCGCGACGGGGUGCGCGGGAACGGGCAACGAGUGCCAUCUCCUCGACGUAUGAAGCGUACCCCGAGGACGAUUCCAAUCCGUCUGGGUCGGGAGAUGAUUUCAUAGACGAUUGAUGAUAAUGAAGAAGACGAGCAAGAUGACUUGGAUGGGCGUGACGAAUGAGCGUUAAACAUAGUCUACAAAGUAUUCAUAAUUCUCCAUCGAUAUAUUCCCCUGGGCACUCUCUUUAGCUUUGUUGUCUGGAAUCAUCGUGACAAAUGUGGUGUCGCGAGUGGCGUCAAUCGAUUACCUAGAGUGAACAGG
Messenger RNA from Eremomyces bilateralis CBS 781.70, 3318 nucleotides. RefSeq lists its product as uncharacterized. Bases 12 to 3128 code for a protein of 1038 amino acids. Gene Ontology annotation, biological process: transcription initiation at RNA polymerase I promoter; nucleolar large rRNA transcription by RNA polymerase I. Gene Ontology annotation, cellular component: RNA polymerase I upstream activating factor complex. Gene Ontology annotation, molecular function: RNA polymerase I general transcription initiation factor activity; rDNA binding. Lineage: Eukaryota; Fungi; Ascomycota; Dothideomycetes; Eremomycetales; Eremomycetaceae. The record is from RefSeq and is a predicted model, not a curated record. The transcript has a single exon.